This is a messenger RNA of Gallus gallus (chicken), 713 nucleotides long. RefSeq names its product chemokine like factor (gene CKLF). NCBI's taxonomy places the organism in Eukaryota, Metazoa, Chordata, Aves, Galliformes, Phasianidae. Gene Ontology annotation, cellular component: membrane. The record is from RefSeq and is a predicted model, not a curated record. The transcript is spliced from 4 exons. The coding region runs from base 63 to 485 and encodes 140 amino acids.
GCGGGGCGGGGCGGUUGAACGCCGCCCGCCGGUUGAGGCGCGGUAACGGCCGCGGCGGUGCCAUGGAGGCGGUGGACACGGCGUUUCCGCGCUCCGCGCGCGGUGCCCUGAAGAUCGCCCGCCUGGUGGUGGCGGUUGUAGCCUUCGUCUGUUUCGUCGCCUCCCGCUCCCACGAAGCGUACACGGCGCUGGCGGUGAUGGAAGCCCUCAUCACACUGCUGUUUUUCCUGCUGUACCUGCUGAAGCUGGACAAGAAGCUCACCUGGCUCUUCUGGCCUCUGGCCGAUAUUUUCAACUCGGUGGUUGCAGCUUUGUUCCUCCUAAUUGUGGGCUUGUUUGCAGUCAUCAUCAAAACCAACCACGGGACGCUGGCUGGAGGAGUGCUUGGUCUUGUGUUGCUUGUUCUCUGUGUUGUUGAUGCCGUUGUUCUUUGCCAGAAGAUUAGCAUCAGUAGACCAAGGGAAAGGAAUGCUCCUGCAAAGUAGGAUUUCCAUUGUAGCUAAAGGAGAGUUCCCUGGUUGUUUUACUGCUCGCUUGUUACAGAGUAUGGACUUUCAUACGUUCCAGCUUCCUGUGUGUUUUGCAAAUACUAUUCCUAAGUAUCCUCACACUUACAGAUACGGUUUCACUGUUACAAUCUCACCAUUUUAAACUUCACAAAAUUGUCCCGUGUGUGAGAAAACUGAUUUCAGUAAUAAAAGUCUAUUAUUGAA